Messenger RNA from Rotaria sp. Silwood1, 411 nucleotides. NCBI's taxonomy places the organism in Eukaryota, Metazoa, Rotifera, Eurotatoria, Philodinida, Philodinidae. The record is from the annotation of a GenBank genome assembly.
AUGAAUAAUCGUGGUCGUAUUGGUUUUUUACGUAUUAAUAUUCUUGGUGGUUGUAUUGAUAUUUCACUUAUUAAUAAUCUUGGUUGUAUUUCUUAUAAAAAAUUUCAUGAUUUUCUAUUUAUUAAUGGUUUUGGUAUACUUUUUUCAUUUGUCAAUAAUUUCACUGGUGUUUUUGCAAUAUUAGUUCGUCUUUCAAUCGACAUGUCGAUUAUUAAUAGUUUAAAGAAAAAUGUUUUUUUUAACAUAAAACCACCUAAUGUACCAAAACUAUCAUUUGUUUGGAAUUAUUUUGGCCACUUGCACAAAAAACCACAUGAACCGUUAGAUACUGAACAAGUUUAUUGUAAUAUUUGUCUUGAAAAAUCAAAAAAUGAACAACCUGAUGAUAGUUUUGCUUCAGUUAAAAGCUGA